This is a messenger RNA of Chiloscyllium plagiosum (whitespotted bambooshark), 2178 nucleotides long. RefSeq names its product solute carrier family 25 member 19 (gene slc25a19). NCBI's taxonomy places the organism in Eukaryota, Metazoa, Chordata, Chondrichthyes, Orectolobiformes, Hemiscylliidae. The record is from RefSeq and is a predicted model, not a curated record. Gene Ontology annotation, biological process: transmembrane transport.
GUCAGCCCCUUCCCUGAGGCCGGGCGGCGGGCAUGGUCGGGUAUAACCCCCUCGCUCAGCGAGGGGAAGACAGUCCGUCUGCUGUGGAGGUGGCAGUGGCAGGCUCCUUGUCCGGAUUCCUGACCCGUGUACUCAUCAACCCGCUGGAUGUCAUCAAAAUCCGGUUCCAGCUUCAGAUCGAGAAGUUGUCACUGUUUGAGCCAGGAGCCAAAUAUCAUGGCAUUCUCCAGGCAACUAACACAAUAUUCAGAGAGGAGGGUCUUCAGUCAUUCUGGAAAGGUCACAUCCCAGCCCAGCUUCUCUCUAUCUCCUACGGAGCUGUCCAGUUUGUGAGUUUCGAAUUUCUAACCAAGUUGGUUCACAAUGCCAUGCUUUAUGACUCGAGGAUUCCCAUCGCACACUUUGUUUGUGGGGGCUUGGCAGCAUGUUCGGCCACAGUCACUGUGCAGCCACUUGACACUCUCCGCACCAGAUUUGUGGCACAGGGAGAGCCAAAGAUUUAUAGAAGUCUGUGGCAUGCAAUAGUCACCAUGUACAGAAAGGAAGGACCCCUGUCAUUCUAUCGAGGACUCACACCCACUCUUGUAGCUGUCUUCCCCUAUGCUGGGUUCCAGUUUGCCUUUUACAACAUUUUUCAGCAUAUCUCUGAGUGGGCUGUGCCAUCGCGUGAAGCCUGGAUGGUUAAUGUAGAGAAUCUAAUGUGUGGCAGCUGUGCAGGGGUCAUUAGUAAGACACUCACAUACCCCUUUGACCUUCUCAAGAAGAGACUGCAGGUGGAAGGAUUUGAGCAGGCACGCAUGGCCUUUGGACAGGUACGGACCUACAAUGGUUUCCUAGACUGUGCCUAUCAAGUGGCUCGAACUGAGGGCCUGAGAGGAUUGUUCAAGGGCCUGUCCCCUAGUAUGCUGAAAGCAGCCGUCUCCACUGGAUUCACCUUCUUCUGGUACGAACUCUUCUGCAAUAUCUUUAGAAACCAUAAAGAGCAUUUGGAAUAUCAGCGACACUUCAGACACACAACUCCCUCACAAUGAGAACCAAACUGACCUGCUUUUGUCUGACUGCCCCAACUUAGCAGUGGUUUAUAUUUUUAUUGUGGAUUCUUGAAAUUCAUUGGGAACAAUGAUGUUCCUUUAGAAUCCCUUCCACUCCAUCCAGUUGCACAGAGAAUCGUUGCACUUAUUGGAUCUGUGUCACGGAGGUAUGAGUGCAGCUGACUGAACAACCUGUUGAUAGCUGUUUAUGAAGUAUAAAACACCAGGAGAAUUCAACAGCAUUUAUCUGUUACUUUAAAUGGAGAGAAUAAAGUCGCUACUGUUCUCAUUUAACUCCUGAACACAGCCAGCAAUGGAAUGGGAACUAGGUUGCAAUUACAGCCCUAUUCAAAAAUUAAUUUAAUAUUUAUUUUUCUAAAGCAAUGCAUGUAUUUGGUAACCUGUGUAUCCAUUUGGCUUCAUUUUUAUGUAAAAAUGCAAAAGUAUAAAUGUAUAUGGACAUAAACAUGUGGAGUUUGAGAAUUUUGCACAGAUGAUCAGAUUGCCAACUCCUGUCAACUAUUUAUUUUCUUAGUUUUACACAGCUGUGGAGUUUCCACAUUCAAUGAUUGGGAAGGAUGCCCAAAUCACUCCCUUGGAUCACAUGCCCCAGGUGCUAGUUCUGAUGCUUAGUUGAUAUGGAGUCAGCAGAGCAGGCAAUAGAGGCUUUACUCCUUUCUCAGCAGUGGGGAUGGGGAACUUGGUCACUCCUGACCACUUCUUGCUCCAGAAGUGAAUGAUAGCCAUGAAUGGGAUCAAGUACAGUCGUGAUGCUCUCUGUGGUCAAAUAGCCUUGUAAUGCAUCCCACCUGCGUAUGAAUGUAACUGGUAAUGCAUAUAACGUACAAGAGGUUGUCAGUAAUUCACGAGAAUGUGCCAGAAAAGCCCAAUGUUAGUGUCUCUACCUCUGGGCCAGGAGUCCUACCUAGUCUGAAUGCAUGUCAUAACCUGUCUGAACAGGUUGGCUUUAUAUUAAAAAAACAAAGUAAGUCACUUGAUGAUAGGAGCAAAGUGAAAAGGAAAGAGGAUUGACUUAAAUGUUAAAACAUUUAAACUUUGAAUCAUUCUAAAACUGUAAUGCAUUUAAGGAGUUGCCUCUUCUCUAUGGUUUAUCCAUUUUUGCAAUAAAUAUUUCUGACCAUUCAAA